Molecule: messenger RNA, 948 nt
Organism: Rotaria sordida
Lineage: Eukaryota; Metazoa; Rotifera; Eurotatoria; Philodinida; Philodinidae
Source: the annotation of a GenBank genome assembly
AUGUCUGUUCAUGGACAAGUUAAAAUUCGAACAUCAGCUGAACAAAAAGCUGCACGAGAACGUGAACGAGCAGAAAAACUUCAAUUAUAUUUAACACAAUAUCAAUCUAUAUUAAAUAAUCGUUAUUUACUUGAUAGUUUUCAACUUUUAAAACAAACAGAAAACGUUCUUAUUGAUCAUCCGGAUUGUUUUACACUUUGGAAUAUUCGAAGAGAAUCAAUACUUAAAUUAAAUGAUGAUCAACAAAAAGAAUAUUUAGAAAAAGAAUUACAAACUACACAAAUAUGUUUGAAAUCAAAUGCUAAAUCUUAUUCAUGUUGGUAUCAAAGACAAUGGGUUUUAAAAUUAUUAAAAGAUAAAUUUAAUUUAAAUCUUUAUCAAAAUGAAUUACAAUUAUGUAAAAAAUAUUUAGAAUAUGAUGAACGAAACUUUCAUUGUUGGGCAUAUCGUUAUUAUCUUCUAGAACGUCUUUGUCCAUCAUCAUCAUCAUCGUCAUCUGAUUUAGAAUCAUUCUAUGAAAAUGAAUUAUCUUUUCUUCGUUCAACAAUUGGUGUUAAUUUAUCAAAUUAUUCAGCAUGGCAUUAUCGUUCAAAAUAUUUAGAUAAACUUCUUGAUCAUAAUCCUUCUCGUCGUUCUUCACUUUUAUCAAAUGAAUGGCAACUUGUUUUAAAUGCUUUUUAUACAGAUUGUUCAGAUCAAGCUGCAUGGUUUUAUGCACGAUGGUUAUUAUUUAAACAAAUUGGAAUUGAAUUUAUUAAUGAAGAUGAACAUAUUAAACCAUUAGAAGAACUUGAUAAUAUUGAACCAGGAAAUAAAUGGUGUAUGUUAGCUUUAUCUCAAUUAUGGAAAGGAAAAAAUAUAAAAAAUGAUAAAAGAAUAAUUUAUUUAGAACAAUUAGCUAAUCAAAUUGAUUCUGAUCGAGCACAAUUUUAUAGAGAUCAAAUUUAA